Colius striatus (speckled mousebird) is the source of this 2221-nucleotide messenger RNA. It is a transcript of the gene PPM1K, whose product is annotated as protein phosphatase, Mg2+/Mn2+ dependent 1K. Lineage: Eukaryota; Metazoa; Chordata; Aves; Coliiformes; Coliidae. The coding region runs from base 153 to 1271 and encodes 372 amino acids. The transcript is spliced from 7 exons. Gene Ontology annotation, molecular function: cation binding; protein serine/threonine phosphatase activity. The record is from RefSeq and is a predicted model, not a curated record. Gene Ontology annotation, biological process: protein dephosphorylation.
GGGCGGCAGCGGGGCCCGCGUUUCAGCAGCUGGGGUCGGGGAGGCGCAGCGCUCGUACUUCUUGGGAGCCGCAGGAGUUUUUCUCCUUGUUCUCAAGGACGUUCCAGCAGCUGCAUAUCUUUUAUUCCUGUGAAUCUCUGCGAAGACAAGUUAUGUCAACAGCUACUUUAAUUAAUUUGGUACGAAACGGAGGGUAUCAAGUCAGAAGGAGAGCUGUGCUGACGUCCCGCCUCCUGCAAGACGAGAAGCGUCCCACGGCUGCCUGCUACAGCUCCACCUCUGAGCGCAGAGCUUCCCGCUUUGACCCAGAUGGCAGCGGGCGGCCAACCACAUGGGACACCUUUGGCAUCUGGGACAAUCGCAUUGACGAGCCCAUUCUCCUUCCACCCAGCAUCAAGUAUGGGAAGCCAAUUCCAAAAGUCAGCCUGGCCAACGUGGGCUGCGCGAGCCAUAUCGGGAAGCGCAAGGAGAAUGAGGACCGGUUUGAUUAUGCUCAGCUGACAGAGGAUGUCCUGUACUUUGCAGUGUAUGAUGGACAUGGUGGGGCAGCAGCAGCAGACUUCUGUGCUAAGAACAUGGAAAAAUCUAUUAAAGAAUUUCUUGCUGAGGAGGAGAACUUGGAAAAUGUUUUGAACAAAGCUUUUCUAGAAAUAAACAAAGAAUAUGAAAAUCAUGCUCAUCUGUCUGCUGAUGCAACUCUGAUGAACUCUGGGACCACUGCAACAGUGGCUCUGCUCCGAGAUGGUAUUGAACUGGUUGUGGCAAGCGUGGGAGACAGUCGUGCUCUGCUGUGUCGAAAGGGAAAGGCCAUGAAACUCACCAUUGACCAUACUCCGGAAAGGAAGGAGGAGAAGGAAAGGAUUAGGAAGAGCGGUGGCUUCGUUACCUGGAACAGUUUGGGACAACCUCAUGUGAAUGGUAGACUUGCAAUGACACGGAGCAUAGGAGAUUUGGAUCUUAAAAACAGUGGUGUGAUAGCCCAGCCAGAAACAAAAAGGGUUCAGCUGCACCAUGCACAUGACAGCUUCCUGGUCCUUACUACAGACGGUAUUAACUUCAUGGUGAACAGCCAAGAGAUCUGUGACUUCAUUAACCAGUGCCAUGAUCCUGCUGAAGCUGCCCACAUUGUUACUGAGCAGGCGAUGCAAUUUGGCACUGAAGACAACAGCACAGUUGUCAUAGUGCCAUUUGGAGCAUGGGGAAAGUACAAAAACGGUGAGAUCAACUUCUCCUUCAGCCGCAGUUUUGCUUCCAGCGGGAGAUGGGCAUGAAGACUUGCCACAGCUGUCUUUUCCUGCCAUAAUCUGGACACAGUGUGCUAGAGGAGAACAUAUCCAUCUGUUCAUAGAUUGACUGUCUUAUCCAUCUCUUCUGUUCCCAGUGUUAUAGAAGAUGCCACUGCUCACUUGGUGCAUAGUGCUCCAUUGUUGCUUAUGGCUGAUGGCAUUGUACUGUGUUUAUUCCAGUCAGCAUGGAGGCAGCUAUUUCUUUGGGUUUGUAGUCCCAGCAGCUCUGCACCUCACUUUGCUCACAUAGACAAGGCUCUGGGCUUUCACCUAAGGCUGCAGGUGUUGCACAAUUGUUUCAUACCUACUUGUAUUACCCAGGGCCCUUAGUUACCUGGCAGCUGUGUAAGUCUGAGUCUCUGAGCCACAUGCUGCUUCUUUGUACGUUAAUACAUGGGGGAACAAGCGCACGGUGUACAUAGGUAGACAAAAAGCGGGUUUGUUGUCUUCCUCUGCUGUGCAAACAUCCGAAAUUCCCCUGUGCUUCAGGAGAAGCGGAUGAAAAAUAAGGGAGAAGUUUCAGAAGUGUUUAGGUUCUGAUGCCAGUGGCAUUUGAUGUAGCUGAACAACCUUGUGAGACAGUGCUGCUCUGCAGGGCUCAGUGCCAACAUCCAUGAUCCUCUGGCUCCAAGGAGGUGGAGCAGGCUGGAGCCAUGUGCCAUUGGACAGAUGGGAACGUUUCUGCAUUGGGUCCAAAGCCUGUACUCUGUGGACCAGGCAGCAGCCCCUUGCACUGUCUUCUCUUUGGUGUGACAGGAGCACAGAGGAGGAAAAAAAGCUGCACUUUCCUGAUAUCCAGAGACUCUAAUCAACUUGAAUUUCCUUUUUUCUUUGUAUCUUUAAAAGAGAACCAGCUAAUUCAAAGAGUGUACUAAUCAAGAUUCUUUGCAUAUGUGAGAUGGGAAAGCUUAUUAUUUCAUAAAUAUAUGAGGAAU